GGGUCCGAGUAAACAUACGGAAGAAUUAGGCAGUAACACCAACAAAGGAAGUGUAGCGCAACACUAAGAUAAAAGCGAGACGUUUGCUUAAUAGACACGACUUUUACAAAAGAUUAUGGCGGAACCUGAAAUGGUGAUUGAUUGGGGAGCUUGUGUCGCGCGGGAAGUGGAGGAUUUGGCAAAGAUGAGACCUCUUUUGACGAACGUCCACGUUGGUCUUCCUCCCCCUGUGGCGGACCCCGCCAGGAUGUCUCUCGUUAGAGGAGACUAUCAGUACUUCCACUACGGCUGCGAUGGACAAGAUGACCGAGGAUGGGGGUGUGGAUACCGCACCGUCCAGACUAUGGCCUCCUGGUUGGGCCUCAACAUGAAGGUCGAAACAAGACCUCCACCCAGCCUCCAGGAGAUCCAGCAAGCAUUGGUCUCCGUCAUGGACAAGCCAGGCUCCUUCCUGGGCUCAAAAGAGUGGAUUGGGACAUUCGAAGCAUCCCUGGUCCUGGAUUAUCUUUUUGGUGUUCCCUGUAAACUGGUGCAUGUCAGAGGUGGCGGGGGGGAGUUGGAGAAUGUCGCUGUGGAAGAGGUCCAUCAGCACUUGGCCAGGCGCGGAUGUCCUGUCAUGAUGGGGGGCGACAGGGACAACUCAUCCAAGGGCAUCCUGGGUGUGUGUACUGGGGCCAGUGGAAGUUACCUGCUGGUUGUUGACCCCCACUAUUACGGAGGUCCGCUGGGAAGGGCGGAGACACAACGGCGUGGCUGGGUGGCGUGGAAAAGUGUAUCAUCUCUAAAUCAGUCUUCUUUUUAUAAUCUAUGUUUACCUCAGACUGCCACAAUAGUCCCUUAAACAUGAUUCGGCCUAACACCAGCGUCAGGGCUUAGUUUGAUCAUUUUAUAUUGUAGGGCUCCACGAUUAUGCACGAACGUGAAUCGCAAUUUACCCGCUCUGAUUUAGAGUUGCAUUUCUCUAGAACAAGGGUGUAAAACGUAAAACCUGUCGAGCCCGCGGGAUGAGUUUACUAAGUACACAAAUGAGCCAAAUUGUUUAAAUCAGGGGUGUCAAACAUACAGCCCGAGGGCCGGAUCAGGCCCGUGAACAGGUUUUACCCGGCCCGCGGGUUGAGUUUGCCAAGUAUAAAAAUUAAACUGAAAUGUUUGAAUGAAUGAAACUGCUGUUCUAAAUGUGUCCACUAGAUGUCGCAAUAGCAAUUCUUUGUAUCUAUGUCAGUGGUUCUUAACCUUGUUGGAGGUACCGAACCCCACCAGUUUCAUAUGGGCAUUCACCGAACCCUUCUUUUGUGAAAAUGAAAUGGUUUUUUUUUUCAAAUUCAAGACAAAGUUGCAUGUUUUUGGUAACACUUUAGUAUAGGGAACAUAUUCUAAGUAACAACGACUUAAUUUAGAGUUAUUUGGACAGUAGGGGAACAUAUUCUAAGUAAUAAAGACUUAAUUUAGAGUUAUUUGGUUAGGGUUCUAAUAAGGCCAUGCCGAAUAAGAUAGAUAAAUAGUACUUUAUUGAUUCCUUCAGGAGAGUUCCUUCAGAAAAAUUUAAAUUCCAGCAGCAGUGUACAGAGUUGAGAUCAAUUUAAAAAAAAGUAAAUAAUGGGGGUUUAAAUGGAAACAAAAUAAAGAAAUAUUACAAUAACAAUAAAAAAUAAAAAGCAACAAUGGUAAUAAAAAUAUAACAGUAAAAUAAGAAUAUCACAAAAGAAAGUAGGCAGUAGUGACCAGGUUAUGAAAGCGUAUUGCACUGUUAUUGUUUUGCAUCCCCCGCCCAAUAGAGGAGUUGUACAGUCUAAUGGCGCGUGGGACAAAGGAGUUUUUUAGUCUAUUAGUCCUGUACUUGGGAUGAAGCAGUCUAGCACUGAACAGGCUCCUCUGGCUACUGAUAACGCUAUGCAGAGGGUGACUGGCAUCAUCCAGGAUGCUCACUAGUUUGUCCACAAUCCUCUUCUCUGCCACCAUCACCAGUGAGUCCACUUUCAUUACGAUAAGGCAUUAAUUAGCACUUAAUGACUAUUUAAGAGCCAAUAUGUUACUAAUUUGCAUGUUAAUAAGCAACUAAUUAGUGGUGAAUAUGUUCCCCAUACUAAAGUGCUGCCAUAUUUUUUUUACUGCUGCACAAAAUCAACCGUGCAUGAACAUCACCUUGUUCAAACAACAAAACUAAGACAGUGCAUAAACUCACAACAAAUUACAUACCUGCAAAUCAGUCAGCUGUUGCCGUAUCCGUAAUAUGCCAACAGGGAGAAGUUUGUAUUUACACAAAGAUUCGGGUGUGUUUUGACCUCGGCCGAACCCCUGAGGUCGACUCACCAAACCCCUAGGGUUCGAUCGAACCUUUAAGAACCACUGAUCUAAGUAGAUGAUGCUACAUAUGUAGAAAAUCACAGUCCAGGAAAAUGAGCAAACUACAUAAAUAACAUCCUGUAAUUGGAUUUUGAUAGAAUGUUCUUUAUCUUGAUAGAUUGAAAAUUAACACCAAUGAGUUGACUGAUGAACAUUAUCACAAAAACUUAGAAUUUUGGCAGUAUUAUAAUAAAAGUCGUAAUUUUACUCAACGCAAGUCAAAAUUUUACAACAAAAACUGAACAUUUGUGUAAUAUUAUGAUAAAAGUUGGAAUUUAACUCAAUAACUGUUGCAAUUUAACCAGAAAAGCUUAACAUUUUGGCAAGUUUAUGAAAAGAGUUGUACUUUUACUCGACAAAAGUCACAAUUUUAUAGGAAAACUUAAAAAAUGUUGGCACUAUUAUAAUAAUCAUCAGAAUUUUGAUUGGCAAAAUUAAGACAAAAGUCACAAUUUUACUCAAAACCCACCCCAAAAAUUGUCAAUAUUGUGAUAAAAGUCAGAAUUGUAUAUGACAAAUGUUGCCAUUUUGCAUUAAAAAGUAAUAACUAGGGGUGGGCAAAUUAAUGCGUUAAUUAUGAGUUAACUCAUCAAUCUAUUAACGCCGACAAUUAUUUUAUCGCGUGGCGCAGUGGUAGAGUGGCCGUGCGCAACCCGAGGGUCCCUGGUUCAAAUCCCACCUAGUACCAACCUCGUCACGUCCGUUGUGUCCUGAGCAAGACACUUCACCCUUGCUCCUGAUGGGUGCUUGUUGGCGCCUUGCAUGGCAGCUCCCUCCAUCAGUGUGUGAAUGGGUAAAUGUGGAAGUAGUGUCAAAGCGCUUUGAGUACCUUGAAGGUAGAAAAGUGCUAUACAAGUACAACCCAUUUAUUUACGUAUGUUGUUUACAUGCUUUUAUUUUGUUAACGCCUUUUCUUAACAAGAUGGCGUCGAGGGGCUCUUGGUAAAGAUGGAAAAUUUGGCAAAAAUACCGGACAAUUCUGCAAAUUUCAUGGCUGGCUUACAGCGUGGUCACUCCGGGAUCACUUAUGACCGCCAGACAAUUCUGGAUGUGGAUAGAUCGGGCCGUUUUGGACUGAAUGACGCGUGCUUGCUAGACCGGCCAGCUAGCAUGGGAAUACUUUGCCGGCUACAUCCAGCGGCCUGUGAAGCAGCGGAGUAUAUGUGUUGUCUGUCUAUUUAUGAAUAAUGCAGACGAGGAGUGUUUGCUGAGUUCUUAACGUUUACUUUCAGAGCGUGCAUAUCACAACAUACAAGAUGCCGUCAUGGCGACACAACCUAUACCGGGCUACCGCGCAUGCUCGUCACUCCUGUUGCAUGCUGGGUAGGGUAGUUAUUUUAUUCCCUGGCUCAUAACAUCACAAUAUAGUACCAUGUAUAUGUGUUCAGUUUAUCAAAGCACCAAGCAAACAAUCGGAAAAUUCCCAUCAUAUCAAUUCCUAGAUAUGGUCAUAAUUAUUUUAAGUGCACUACGUAGAAUAAACACAACAUUAUUAAUAUUGCUACUACGUAUAAUUUGAUCAAAAAUUCCCUAAAACAGCCCACUACCUAUAAUAUAGGUUUUUUAAACAUAAGAUCCCUGAUAAAAAAAAAAGGUUUCUGCUGUUACCUCAGAAAUUGCCUGUUCAGAUGUUAUGAUUGUGGCUCAGAGAUUUGUAUGUAGAUUAUAUUUAUUUUCCAUAACAAACAGGAUAACUUAAAUACCCUGGCAGUGGUAGUAAUAAGCUUAAAUGUUUGUAUUUAAUUUUUUUGAGUUGAUUUUCAUAAAAUGUGCUAUUUAACUGCUACUGUUUAAAAAGGACUGAUUUAAAUUGUGUUUGCACAACAAAUCUUUUGGCGCUUUUGUUCAUGUGGGAGAAUAUUCCAAUAAAGGUGCUACACACUA
Nerophis ophidion (straightnose pipefish) is the source of this 4227-nucleotide messenger RNA. RefSeq names its product ufm1-specific protease 1-like. The transcript has a single exon. NCBI's taxonomy places the organism in Eukaryota, Metazoa, Chordata, Actinopteri, Syngnathiformes, Syngnathidae. The record is from RefSeq and is a predicted model, not a curated record. Bases 116 to 841 code for a protein of 241 amino acids.